UCGAUAUGUUAGAGCAUUUCAUGAUAUGAAUGAGGCUAUAGGUUUUAAUGGCUCUUCAGAGAGCAAUGGGAUAACAUACCAACAAUAUGGACGAACCCAUUGUAUCUAUGUCUUUAAUCUUACAAAUAGCGGUGAAGACAAUGGAGGAACUUUUGAUUUAAUAAAGAAUGGGUCGACUUCAGUGAAUAUUAAAUUUAGUCACGCGCGCAUGCCAAAAACCCACAUGCAUAGCUAA
Messenger RNA from Meloidogyne enterolobii, 235 nucleotides. The record is from the annotation of a GenBank genome assembly. Lineage: Eukaryota; Metazoa; Nematoda; Chromadorea; Rhabditida; Meloidogynidae.